Molecule: messenger RNA, 1725 nt
Organism: Anopheles darlingi
Lineage: Eukaryota; Metazoa; Arthropoda; Insecta; Diptera; Culicidae
Product: zinc finger protein 557-like
Exons: 2
Coding region: 109-1584 (491 amino acids)
Biological process (GO): regulation of transcription by RNA polymerase II
Cellular component (GO): nucleus
Molecular function (GO): RNA polymerase II transcription regulatory region sequence-specific DNA binding; DNA-binding transcription factor activity, RNA polymerase II-specific; zinc ion binding
Source: RefSeq, a predicted model, not a curated record
UUAUAAACAAAGGAUCAUGAGCAAGUUGCAGCAGGCUUUGAUCUUUUUAGGCUUUUUAAGUGAUUACCGGGAAAGAAUUAACGUAAAAGGCUGUACUAUCACACCAAAAUGUCGUCCAGCAUUGGAGCUAUCGAGAUCAAUCCUGGAGAGGACGGUGAGGACAGCAUAUGCCGCUUGUGCGCGAGGAAAAUCGGCGAGGACAGCAAGCGGAUCAACAUAAACGAAGAACAAAUCGAGGAAAUAGUCGAAGGAUUGCUCGACAUUGCACAGGUCGAAAGUAAACGACUUUCCCGCAUCACUUUGGUGUGCUUGCGGUGUUGGAACGAAUUAAAACUCUUUAAAGCGUUUGUAGAACGAUGCCGGCGAGCGCAGGAGCGGCUGUUGGAAAAUAUAUUCGUUCGCGAAUGCCCAACACCGGAGGAUGAUGACGAACUCGUCGACGAGUGCCAAGAGAGAAACGAAGGACGUGUUGACGUCAAUGAAUCGCAGCUUUUAACCGCCACCAAUUAUGCUAAGCCAUCGACCAGUGAAAAUUGUUUCGAGGAAAUUGAGCGUCACGUUCAUCGGUUACUUGCCGAAAUCGAGGAGAAACAGAAUCAUAUCAGCCACGCCACGUCAGGGCACGAUUGUUCAAAUUGCUCAGCCGAGUUCUUAUCACGGGAUAGUCUUCUCGAGCAUCGUAAAACUUGCGAUCGGAUGGACAAUGAUGUGUUGAAUCGCAAUGGAAUGUUUUGCUGCGCUGUAUGUGAUUUCACUAUUCCCUUUAAGACAACACUUGGAUCACAUUUGUUGAAUAUGCACGGGGACAGCGAUAAACUGCCACUUCGCGGAUAUAUCGACGAGGAUGAUGUCGCUUGUCCCAUCUGCAAAGAUACAUUCACAAAUUUACAAGAGCUACGAAAUCAUCUUCCAUCACAUUUGCAAAAUGCCUCAAAGCCGGCUGCUUCUAGGGAGCCACUGGCUCCCAGCAAACGGUGCACGAUCUGUGGUAAAGAUUUUCGCACUUGGUCGCUAUAUCGAGUGCACAUGAAGUACCAUCUCAAUCAGAAGGAUGUAAUUUGUGAAGGUUGCGGUAAACGGUUCUACAGCAAGUCCGAUAUGCGCGAGCACUACGAGGCUGUGCACGAACAUAAGCGCUACGUUUGCAAUAUCUGCGGUAUCAAUAUAAAGCUGAAGAGCAACAUCCGACGGCACCUUCGCUCGCACGAUUCCACGCAGCAGUUUAAGUGCGAUCAGUGUCCCAAAAGGUUCGCUUGUCGUACUAACUUGCGAUAUCAUCUCGAUGUCCAUCUCGGACGAAAACGGUAUCCAUGCGAAAGCUGUGGAGAAGCCUUCCAGUAUACCUACGGGCGCAAUCAACACAUGUUUCGCGCUCACGGUAUUAAAAUAGCCGGGAUAAGGAUACGGAAGGAACGGAAGCGACGUAUAGUAACGGAAGACGAGACGGAGAGCAAGGAUCCAAAGUCUAGUACAAGCUGUCCAGCAGCCAACUUGAGUGACAUAAGAGAAACCAUGCCGCUCAGUGUCCCAUACGAUGAGGAUAAUGAUCUUAUUGAGUAUGCCCCCGAGUCACCAACAACGUGAAUAAUGUGACUGGGCCUCAAGUUUAAGUCGAUUAAAAAUUAUGCCAAUAAACCCAUGGUUCCCCAGAGCAGCCUUACAUUCUGAAGAAGUUUGUCCAAAAAUAAUGUCAAAACAAUGGAAUGAAAGUUUUACUUACUCAUA